Chrysemys picta bellii (western painted turtle) is the source of this 7823-nucleotide messenger RNA. RefSeq names its product G2/M-phase specific E3 ubiquitin protein ligase (gene G2E3). Lineage: Eukaryota; Metazoa; Chordata; Testudines; Emydidae. The record is from RefSeq and is a predicted model, not a curated record. Gene Ontology annotation, molecular function: ubiquitin-protein transferase activity. Gene Ontology annotation, cellular component: nucleus.
GCACGCCACGCCACGCCACGCCCCCCGCCAGGCUCCUCGGAAGCUGCCUAGGAGGAGCGCUCAUCACAGUGAUCAGCUGCUAAGCGGAAGCAGACGAACGCCGAUCACAUCGAUCAACAGCCGAGCGCAAAUUGCCAGGUUUGGGGCGGGCUUUGGCGCCUCGCUUCCGGGACGCCAGCGGAUGUUGGGGUUUGAAUCGGGUGUCGGUUAUGACACUGCUGAGCCUUCGGCGUGAGGCUCGGAGCCGGGGAUGCUGCUUGCGGAGCUGCCGUAUGGUCCCUCAGUUCGAGCGCCCUUGAAGAUUGAAGACCUUGAGGGUGCCAGUGGCCAUUGCUGAGUGAGAAAAAACAUCUUUCAAGGGAAGUUCCAAAGAGUGAACAGCUAGAAGAAAGGUACUAGAAUGAAUGAAAAUACUCUCUGCCGCUUCCAAAGCCCAGCCUGUGUCCUCUGUCAACGAACUGAUGACUGUCCCGAAAAAUAUGGAGAAAAGAGAACUUACAAGGAAUACAAUCUCACUGUUCAUUACUACUGCUUGUUGAUGUCAAGUGGAAUUUGGCAGAGGGGUGAAGAAGAUGAAGGAGUUUAUGGGUUUUUAAUCAAAGACAUUAGGAAAGAAGUAAACAGAGCUGCAAAAUUGAAAUGUAAUAUCUGUAAGAAAAAAGGUGCUUCGAUUGGAUGUGUAGCACCCAAAUGCAAACGAAGUUAUCAUUUCCCUUGUGGGGUUCAAAGGGAAUGCAUUUUCCAAUUCAUGGAACAGUUUGGGUCAUAUUGUUGGGAGCACCGGCCGGUUCAGAAACUUCCAUCUGAUGAAUCUAGAGGCUCUUCACAGUGUACAAUAUGCUUGGAAUUUGUUGAGCACUUUCCAAUGUACAAUAUACUGAAAAGUCCUUGCUGUAAAAAUGCUUGGUUUCAUAGAGACUGCUUGCAGUAUCAAGCUCUGAGUGCUGGGGUAUUUUUCUUUAGGUGCACAGUGUGCAAUAAUAAAGACAAAUUUCAGAAUGAAAUGUUGAGAAUGGGAAUACACAUUCCAGAAAAAGAUGCAUCCUGGGAACUUGAGGAGAAUGCAUAUCAAGAUCUUUUGCAGCGUUACCAACACUGUGACGCUAGAAGAUGUCUGUGCAGGAAUGGGAGAGACUAUAAUAAACCUGAUAGUAAAUGGGAAAUCAAGUGCUGUCAGUGUUGUGGUUCCCGUGGAACGCAUUUGGCCUGUUCCCCAAUACAGCCAUGGGAGGAAAACUGGGAAUGUAUAGAAUGCAGAAGUAUCUUCACUAAGUCAGGGAAUUACCAAAAUCAGAAAAAACGCUCGUUGGCUACCUCAGAAAAAAUAGAUGUUACUGGUCGUUUGUUGGAAGAGCCCUCUCCCAAGUGCCCCAGACAGUCACCAGGAUCCCAGCACGGCUUUCUUCUCAGCUUUUCCCUUUCCAGGUCACCAAAGAUGUUGUACAAGGAGUCAAGCUGUUCCGGCACAUUAUUAGACCUUCCAGCAUCUAAUAAGAUGGUUAUGUCCAUAUCCCCACUGAUCAAUUCUUCAUCAAGGAAUCUAUCAGUAAGGAGAAUGCAACUAAGAAUACAAAAAAGAGAAGCUGCUAAUAUAUUGAGGGAAUUAAAGUUACAGGUUAAUAAUACAAAAACUACAAGACUGAACAUCAACAGAGACAAUAUCUGGAGUAGUGCCUUAAAAGGAUUCAGAGGGCGAAACUUCAAUCCUGCAAACACUGUGGAAGUGAAGUUCACAAAUUGCAAGGGUAGAGUAGAGACAGAUGCUUUCCAUGGAUCAAAACAUGAGUUUUUCCGAUUAUUAAUGCUUCAUCUUCAGAACUCAUCACUAUUUGAGGGCUCUUACUCAAAGAACUUAUCUCUUGAUUCUCAAGCCAUAAAAGAGAAUUUAUACUAUGAAGCUGGCAAAAUGAUUGCAGUUUCUUUGGUUCAUGGUGGUGUACCUCCCAGUUUCUUUUCCAAAACUCUGUUUAACUGUCUUGUUUAUGGAUCAGAGAAUGUGAAACCAACAGUGGAAGAUGUUGCAGAUUUUGAUGUAGCACAAACAAUAAAAAUGAUAAAAUCAUCAAGAACUCUGGCCAGCUUAAAAUCUACAAUAAGUGACUGCUAUGAAUAUCUUACUAUUGCUGGAUGUUUAAGACCUAUGACAACUCUAUGUGAUAAGGAUAUGUUGGUGAACGACUUACUGAUCUAUCAUGUAAUUAAGCGAGUUCAUUCACCUUUUGAAAGCUUUAGGCAAGGUUUGAAAACUCUUGGUGUAUUAGAAAAAAUACAGAUGCACCCUGAUGCAUUCUCUAGCAUAUUGUGUCACAAACCCGAGAGACUUUCAGCAAGAAUUCUUGGUGAUCUCUUUACAAUCCACUGUUUAUCAGGUGUAAACAAAGUCAAAGGUGUUGAUUUCUGGAUGGGUUAUUUACAAGAUGUGGAAGGUGGUGAGUCUGCAGCAACACUGGAAGACAUUCUGGUCUUUGCAACUGGUACCAGUUCUAUCCCACCCAUUGGUUUUGAGCCUGACCCCUCAGUUAAAUUUCUGCGUAUAAAAUACCCUGUUGGAAACAGACAACUUAACUGCUUAGAACUUCCAAUAACAAAGACGUAUGAGCAGUUUAAAAACAAAAUGGACUUUGCCAUCAGCAGCGCACUAAGACUAGAAGUAGAAUAAAUUUUUUUUGUUACUAAAGUCGAUGUCGCAAAUUCAGUUUUUCUGUUUGUGGGAUGUUCCUUCUUGUGAGCUGCUAUUACAUUUCUGAGCAUUGAUACCCUCUUUUCCCAUCUCAGUUUUCCCCCACUGGUUUACAAAAAUUGCUUUUGUUGUUUGUCCAUAAUAUUGCUCUAGUUUGGAACUUACCAGAUAGUCUAAGCCCAAAUAGGAUUUUUGUAAUUGGUCAUUUUAGGUUACAAAGCUGUUUUAAAAAGUUGUAUUGGUUUAAUGCAUAUGCUCACAAAUCAAACUUGUUUGGGAAAAAAAUAAAUGGACACAUCACUAGAUCAAUAGGCUAAAAAUACAUUUAAAUUUGGAAAGUCAGUAGUUCGUGUACUUGUGUGCUGAACUUUUGAAAAUUAUACUACAAGAUAUAGAAAUUAAAAUUGAUAUAAAGACAUUUUCAGGCUAAAAUUGGGUAUGUAAUAUUUUUAAUAUCUCUUGAAUCAUAUUCUUGUUGAAGUCAGAUUUUGCCCUUGACUUCAAGGGGAACUGACAGCAUAACACUUUAAAACUGCCAAUUUUGCUAUAGAUAAAUAUGCAAGUUUAUAAGUAUUUUCAGCACACUGUGCCCUAUCAGUAGGUAUAGGUAAUGCUCUACUCAUGGAGGUAACAUGAUUUAUCAAAGACAAAGCAGGCACAUUUUUUAGGGUGGUCAACUCUAGCUUUUUAUAAUGUCUUUGAAACAGGCUAUUACAUUGUGUCCUUGGAAAAAUCAACCACAGUUCAGAACUAAAUUUGCUUUCACUCUAAAUUUCUUGAUUCUUCGGGAUUUAAAUCAAAUCUUUGUCAUUUGCACAUGGAUUUUUAUAUAUCAGUGUUACACUAUAAAUUGUUAUACAGAGUCAAAGGAAUAAAUAAAAUUCAGAAGUAAAAGAUCUGAAAGUGUGACUCUAAUAAGUGUUUUAAAAACUAAACACGAAAUUGUUAGCCUUACAGCUAUUUCUACAGUUUAUUCCCACUAUGCUAGUUAGAACAAGAUGUUCACAUUUUACUUAAACUGAAUUCAGAGUAAUUUUGAUAAUAGCUUGCACCAUAAUUUCUUAUUAUCAUUUAUCUUGAUCCUUGUUCCAAAAUUCUGUUGCAAUCAAGGUCCAGCACUUCCUUUUUAUGCCCUUAUGCUAAACACCAUUUCUUUCUCAAUUGUUAUUGCCUUUUGAACAGCAUCAGCUACAGUUGGUACAUUUAACAAACUUAAUAUUUGCAAUUCUACAGUAAUUAUGUACCAUUUGCUUCUCAAAGAUACCGCAGUGGCCAUGGAUAUCUGGAUCAAUUAAUGUUUAGUUUUUACUGAGAUGCACUGUAGCUCAUUCAUAAUUAAGGUAGUACAGGAAACAUUUUGAUGUUAUUAAUUUUAAAGAUUUUUUUUUAAUUAAGAGGGGGAUGGAGAUGAGUUACUUGAUGAUGUAUCUAUACAGAAAUCUCCUGUUGGAGAGAAAUAAGAUUGUAUACUUUGUUAGUUGAUUUUUUUACACUUUUGAUAUUUCUCUUAAAAGCUGUUUUGUUAGUAUUCAGUUGUAGAUUGAGCUUAUUCUUAUUCAAUUGCUCUUUGUUACUUAACUAGAUUAAUAGGAAAAAAUCACAGCUAUCUACUCUAUAUCUCAAACAAAGGCCAUCUUAUUUAUAAUUCCACAUGGAUUCUUAACUAUUCAGAUUCCUUGAAAGAAUAAAAAAAUAAAAUAUUAGCCACUUAGAAGCAAGUUUACUAAUAGAUUACAGGCAAGAUUCACCACUUUGUGUUUAAAGGCAAACAAAAUAAAACCCAAUCCCCCUACAUCCUCCUCCCUUCCUCCCCCUCCCCCCCCAAAAAAAAAUCCUGCACAAAUACUCAUAUAGUCCAAAGGAACUCUUUGUGGGAAAGAAAAUCCUGUUAGUGAUGCAAUGGAUGGAUAGAUUUUAAAGAAAUCUCAGCUAAUGCAGUUUUUUCAAACUGACUGGAGAUUUUUUUUUCUUUUUCUUUUUUAAUGAUUAGUUGCAUGCUUUCUCUAUUUUCAGCUACUAAACUGCAUUCAGAAGUAUAAAAAUGUAUAAUACUUUGUAACUCUCUUUAGUUCAUGUACACUAUUGUAGCUGCCACUGGAAUGUUCUGCAAGUAUGAAUGGAAUUUGAGGUGGUCCAUGAGAUACUCUGUUAAAAUUUGGCACAUUAUGAAAAACUUUGAGAAUUCUCAGAUUCAGGCUCAGAUUGUCUUAUUUAAACAUUUAAGAUAGCUGAAAAGUAUUUUAAUGACUGGUACAAUUUAUCUGUUAAGCCAUAAAAAACUUUUCUCUGGAUUUUUGCAAGUACUACAGUGCUUUUUUCAAGCAUUUCUCCCUGAAUUGUCUUUUUCCAUUGUUCAAACUACAAACCAUAUCUGUCAGGAAAUGUCUGGAGAGUGUGUAGUUUUUAAUUUUACAUCUCAGAAUCUCUGAAAAUGUCUGAAGUAUAGACAUUUAUUUGUAUUUUUCCACGCCAUAUUUCUUUAACUACUUUGAAAGUAGUCUCCCUUUCUUCAACAUUUAAAACGCAUAGUGAAGUAGGUCAGGAUCUUACUCUGGUUGUGGGCCAAAAGGCUGGUAGACUCUCUUUUUGAAACAAAACUGAUUGUAUCUCCGAGUUCCACUGACUAGUUAUUAGAAAAUGUUAUUCCAUUUGUUCUGCUAUUGUACACACAACGUUCUUGAUUUUAAUUCUCAUGUUUUCUCAAGAAAUUGUUCCAUGUGUUCUUUCUGUCCAUUAUUCUGAGGAUCUCCGCUCUGGAGAUAUGGCAAAGGUUUCUGUUUUCUGUGGUGCUCCACUGCUCAGAAUUCUGCAGCAGACUCAUAUACUUACGUUGAACUAAAUAAGAAAAUUAAUGCAGCAGCUAGUGCAACAUUCUUUGUUAAUUGUUGCUUAAUUUGAGGUUUCACUUAUUUUGUGGUGUGCUGCAUAUUUUUUUGACUAGAAGCAUGUAACUUGUGGAUGUAAUGUGGGGGAGAGCUGGUGGUUUUGGCAAAAGAACAAGUGUUGGGUUGUAGGCACUUCAGAAGGCACAGGAAGAGUAAAAUCAAUGUUGACAUUUAAAUGUUAGAUUUUGGAGUUGACCUCAAAUUGAGAUGAAUGGAAACAGUACACGUCUGACCUUUUUGGGUGCUAUUGUUUCAAGUUUUCUGCUGAUUUAAGACAACAGUUAAUUUGUUUAUUUCUGGGGAAUGUUUAGAAGACUAUCUUGACAACUAAAAAAACAAGACAUUUUCAUUAUGGUUUAAAUUUAGAUUCUGCUGCACAAUUGUGUGGAAAAAGGUGGAAUCUUUAGAGAAUUCUACAACUUUAGAAUACUCAGGGCCCUGAAUAUAGCUUUGAAAGAUUUAACUUUAGUUUUGAAAGUCUCAUAGUGGUUUGUGUUCUCAUUCCUGGACUAUGACUUUGCAAAGUUGGUAAAGAAUAUCUCCUUUCUUGUAAUGUGUGUUUUGCUUCAGUUAGGCAUUCUAAACUAAAUUAAUCCUUGCUGCAACUCCAGUAUCGUCCUGAGAAUUAAAACAGAGAUUAAUUUGGCCCUUACUGCUUAUUUCUCAGCAUCUGUCAUGGACAUAACAUUCUUACAUUGUUUGUCAUUUUCAAUGUCAUUCCUCCUCAUAUUCUCAAAAUAUAAGUAGCUUUACUAUAUUUAGAAAUAAGUUAUCUUGCUGAAGCACAAAACUUUCAUUAGAAAGUUGAGGUGUAGAAAUAGUGAGCAACUUAUGUUACUAUGUCAAUCAACUGCUAGAAUUAAAAUUUUAAUUUAUAUAACACAUCAUUAAAAUUGAAUAUGCUCAGGUAAUUUUGCCAUUUUACAAAAAAUAAAUAUACAAUUGAAGCAAAACUAGGAGUUAGGAAAGUUGCUUAUUUCAAUCUCCAGUAUUAACAAGAGUGUUAUCUGUUAAACAUACAAUAUAAUGGCUUCUUACUACACGAUUUGUAUAAUAAACAUACCUUUGAUAAGAUUCGUGAUUAAGGUCAGAAGAGGGACCAUCAUGGUCAUCUAGUCUCACCUUCAGACACAGGCCAUAGAACCUUACCCAGUAACUUCUGUCAAGCUCAUAACUUCUUUUUGAGGUCUGCCAUAUUUUAUAAACAAUUUAUUAUUUGUUUUUCAUGGGAACUUUAUUACAAAUAAUCUUAUAUUUUAAAAAUCUAGUAUUAAUCUUGUAGUCUUGAAGUUUGUGAAUCUACAUUUUUAAAACUAGGAAUAGUCAAAGUCAAAUAAGAUGGCUGAGAGGAAGUCUUGCCAAAAAAAUCUGUCUGGUGUCUUUUUUAUUAUUAUUAUUAUUAUUAUUAGGUGUUAUUAGCUAAAUAUAUUCAGAGUGAGAAGUAACCAACCUUAUGUUCUACUUCAGGCUCUACAGCAUUAAGUGUAAUGCAAAUCUUUAACAAACUAGGUUUACAGUUCUUCAUUAAAUAGCUUCCUUGCACUAGGGUAUACAUACACAGAGUUUAGUAUUUAAAGAGGAGUGUUUAAAAUAUGCACAGCAGAAAAUGGAAAAUUGUCAUUAAUCCAACUCCUUUAAUUCUGUGGCUUAUACUUUUAAAAAAAAGUGCCAAUUGAUAUAAACUAGUAUUUUUUCCUCAAAUAGGGAAGCAAUAAAUUAAAUAAACUCCUGAAGCUGCAAAAUAUAUUUUAUUUUAGAGUAGUUUUGUUUCACUUUAUCAGCUAUAUAGGAUUUAAAAUUGUGGUAUUAUGUUAUUGGUUUAUCAUAAGGGAGUUACCAAUUCCAUAAAAGCAAAAUGGGAAUCAAAGACUAGUUUAUGAAAAGUAGCAUGUUAUAUAUUUUGUUUUGCUAAAAGAAAAUGAAUAGAAUAUCUGAAUUGUGGAAGUAUUAAUGUUCUCUGGUAAAAAGUGCAGCAUUUAGCAUUGUAUGUAACAAAGCGAAUGUUUAGAAAAACUAACAUCCGUUAUGUAUAAUAAUAUGCAUUAUGGAACUUGCAAUUUUGUAAAUAUUUUGGCUUUGGUUUUUGCCAUAGCUGUGGGGUACAAUGCCUGAAAUCUGUUGCAGCUUCAAGUAACAUACUUAACAGCUAUAAUAUGUCAGUGUUGCUCCAUGAAGUAAAUACAUUAAUUGUGGGAGACAACUGUCAUGUGUAUAAAAUAUUUGAAGUGCAAUAAAGUAACUAAUGAUUCAGUUAGUAA